GCAGGGGGCCGGUCCCGGUCCCGCGGUGGUUCCCGCGUCGCGCCCGAUGCUGCCGGGCCGGGGCUGAUGGUGUGGCCAGGCCGAGUGCUGCUGUUCUGAGCAGCCUGUGCAGAAUGAUGGAAGACUUCAGGAAUAUCGCCGACGAGACGCUCCCGAGCUUCUUGGGCUAUUCCUUGAACAGCAGCGCGAGUGUCGCCUUUGAGAAUGUCACUGUCGCCUCAAACCCGGGAUUACCUGUGGCGGCCUCCACUGUUGCCAGGAGCCAAAAGGAGUGUGACAACAGGCUUUCUGAUAACUGUGCAUCCUAUUUAGAUGGAAAGCAUUCAUCUCCAUCAGGAUCUUCUCACAGUAGUCAGUCAGGUCCUGAACCAAUGCAGGGACUUGCUCUCUGCUUUCCUGAUGACAUGGACGUUGCCACACAAGUUGUAGAGCCUCAGACAACUUGUGUUAGUUUGAAAGAAUCCAACUCAAUGUAUGGAGAGCAAGAUCAGAAUGUCACUGAGCAUUCAAAUCGCAGUCAAGGUACUUCGCGUGAAGUCUUGCCGCCUGAGCGAUUGGAAGAUUUGCCAAGUGGAAUAUGUUUUCUUCCAGACAUUAGGAAUAACCAGAUUGGUCCAUCUGAACCUUCUGAAAAGUUGAUAGAAAGUGAAAUCUCAAGUGAUCACCUUAGCAAUAGCCUUUCAAGUUUUUUGGAAAAUGAGAAACUCUCAUCUCUUCCAAGUUCAGACGAAGAUGCCACUGAUGAUGAUAUUGAUGAUGCGGAAUUCUUUGAUAACGAACUAGAAGCCUAUUUUGAGCAGCUGAUAAAACCAGAAGUGAUGAGAGGAGACACCAACCUGCAGAAACUCUCAGAAUGCUGGCGAGCGCUGAAGCUUUCUGAAAAUGGCUUAUUUCAAGAGAACUUUCAGGAUUCUGCCAGUUACAAGGCUGUGACAGGAGUAGACUCUGGAAAUGCUAGUGAUGAAGAUUCACAAAAUGAAAGAUGUCCUGUGCAAAGAGAAAUGCUACCUAGAGCAGUACAGCAACUGAAUUCCGUGACUACUGGAGAUGUGCUGGAUUCCCGCCCUGCUGCUGAGUUGCGAUUAGAUUCACUGUAUCUCCAGUGCAUGGACAGCCGAAAAGCUGAUGUCUCAGACAUCCUUCCAAAGCAAGAAAUACAGUCCUCUGACUGUCAGGCUGCUUCUUCUGAUGCAGAAGUACUAAACACAGCAAGAGGGUUUUUGGGGCAUGGCGCCACUCCUGAAGUUCUUAGUGCAAAUGCACCUCAGGCAGAGGCACCUGAAUGUGAAGUUGGUCUUCCUGAUGCUUACCUGUCACCAACUGGAGACAACUCUGAGAACUUAAGUUUAGGUGCAACAGACAAAGGUGAUUUACCACACAGCAUUGUCUAUCAAAAUGAAGAGGGCAGAUGGGUGACUGAUCUUGCAUAUUAUACUUCAUUUGAUGAAGAACAAGAUUUAAAUCUGUCUGAGGAUGAUAAAAUAAAUGAGGAGUUCAUUACUGGCUCUGAAGCAGCAGCUAUGAUUGCACAGGACGAGGAAGAAUUUGAGAAAGCACACAGACUUGUGCAGGCAGAAAGAGUAGAUGCAUCUGAAUUAGCAAAUACUUCAUGGAAAUCUGCUAAUAGCUGCAUUCUGCUGAGAACAUCUGAUCUUGACAAAGAUGCCAGUUAUUUACGUUUGUCUUUGGGGGAGUUCUUUGGUCAGAGAUCUGAAGCUCUUGGUUGUCUUGGUGGAGGCAGUGAUGUAAAACGGCCAUCUUUUGGUUACUAUAUUACAUCUCCAAAGAAAAGGCAACCUGUUGCUUUGCUAAGGCAGUCUGAUUCAUCAGGAGGUGACACCAUCCAAGAGAUUUCACAGUUGUCUGAGGUGCUCUCAGAUGACCUAGAAGCACAAACAAAAGAACAUGCAAAUUCUACUAGCUCGGAAGAUUCGGGGCAUAGGAUGGAUACUGCAGCUGGAAUACAUAAAAACAUUAAUACAGAAGCUGCUACCAAAAGUGAAGCAAAGGAUGGAACUCAUAAAGACAAGUUUGAGGACGGCUUAUCUAAUCAUUCUGACUCUGUCCUGAGUAUUAGCACAAUUGCAGCUGCUAUUGCUAAUGCUUCAACCAGUGCUGAACCUUCCCAGCUAGCUGCUAUGAUGAUGGCACUCUCUAAUAAAAGUAAAAGAACACAUUUGCUUCCUGGAAUUGUUAAAGAGGUGGAACUGUCUGCUACUCAGGUAUUAUCCAGCAAUGAUGAAAAUAGUGUAUUUGAUAUGGAAAAAUACCUCAAAAAAACAGAUGAGAACGGACAUGAAAGUGAAUAUGAGAGUAUUGUGAAACAUGAGGCAUCUGUGCAGAACCUUAUCUCUGACACCUUGUUACUGGGUAAAGAUAAAAGUAAGGAUGCUCUUGCAGAAGACUUGAUGAGUAAUCAGAGCAAACAGCAAGAAAUAGAAAAACGAUUGCUGAAUUAUCUCAAUGAAGGAAGUGAUAGUGAGAAUUUUUCCAGUCUGUCUAGUGUUCCCAACCAUGAAGAUGUAACUGUGGAUAGUGUUAAAUAUUCAGAAAAGUUGUCAGAUGUAGUAAAUAGUAAACAUUUACAGUCAAUGGGUGCUGAUGUUAGAUCAGAUACACUCAAUGGAAAUGAAGCCUACACAUGUGGAAUUCCUUUAGCAGUAAACAGGGAAGUGGCACAGAGAAGUCCCCUUGCUUACCAGAACAGCAAUCUCAGUAGUAGAUUUUGUAUAAGAGAAGGUGGAGAAACAGUAGAUCAAACAACAAAUGCUGUUCCUGAACCACGUAAUGGUUUGUUGGAGGGAAGUACAGGAAAUACUCUGUGUCUCAGCAACUUAAAACCUACCAAGCAAUCUAUUAGAUACGUCUCAGUAAGUCCUACAAAUGCAAAGCCUACGCAGAAAUUGGACAAUGAUGAAAGGAAGCAAAAUGCAGAAAUAGAGAAGAGAAACAAGGAUGCCGAUACUGCUUGUGGUGGGAAUGGAAAACGUGUAACUUUUCAGAAGCUCUCCCCACCUUCCCAGAAUAGUACUGACAAUAAAUCUAUUCUACCUGAAUGUGACUUACAGCAUCUGGAGGAUGAGCAGUAUAGCUUCAGACCUUCAACUUCACCUCUGAUUCACUCUUCUCCUAGUGAGACUUCUGGAACAGCGUUUUCAGGGUCUGAAAAGGACUUUACUUGCCCGUCCCAGUAUCAGGAAUCUUCUUGCAAGGAGAAUGUAGUACCUCAGUCAGUUUACUCAAGUCCAAGCAUGAGCAGAUUGACAUAUGUCUCUGCAGCCAGCAGUACCCAUAAGAACACGGCAGCAGUAUGUAGUCCAGAGACAUACUGGGAUGAAAAUGCUAGUGAACUGAGCACAACAAUAAUUCGAGCCAGCCCAACUCCUCCACGGGAACAUGCAAAGGAGAAUCUAGAAGACCACUCAUGUCAAAGAAAUAGAAAAGAAGCAGUACCUAGUAUUGACCAGAAACGAGAAGAAAAUGAACUUGUGGGUCUUCAAAGGAAACUUGAUAAUUUACUGGAUCAAGAACUGUCUGAAGAAGGUUUUCCAAAGAAUGAAAAGCAGAUUGCAUCUAUUCCUUCAAAUGUACCAGCAAAUCAUAAAGAGCCAGACCAUGUUAAAUCAGCUUUACCAAGUAAAUUAUGCACCUUUCAGCCUCAUUCGGUCAGUGUUGAUACACAAGAAGUGUGUCAGGACCAGACAAACAAAGCACAGAGACAAGGAUUACAAUCUGUGAAUGUAUUACCUGUAUAUUCUGGAUUAAACACUUACAUGCCAUGCAAUCAAAACUCAUCUGGUGAACAGUAUGUUCCUAUUUCAACAUUUAAAUCCCAUGUCACUACCUCUGAGAGUCAAGCAAUUCCUUCUUCUGUUCCCCCCUUGCUUGCAGGGCAUUCUCUUGCAACAACUCCAUUUGCACAGCAGCAUCUGGGAAAUAUGCUGUCUUCUGGAAAUACAGUUCUGUCUCAGUUUCACGGCUGCAUCUCUGCAGGUUUUGGACUUACAGCAGGGCUUCCAUGUUCCAAUAUCACAGCAGGACAUGUUGAGAAUCCACUUACUGUAGGAAUUCCUUUAGGUCCAAAUAUUGGUCCUGGCUCUUUGGGUGCAGCUUCACUUUAUAAUCCACACUCUACUGCAUGGAAUAAUAAUAUCUUAAAUAUAAAAUCAUGUACUGGACAACCUCUUGGAGCUGGUAGAAACGAGUGGGAGUUGUCAAAGUCACCUGGUAUUGGACAUGUAAAAGUACCAGAAGAACUGAAGUUCCCUAAUGCCUGUUGUGUGGGAAUUGCAUCACAGACGGUUCUUAGCAUUUAUAAUCCAACUGACCGGUGGUUGCAGGUCAGCAUUGGAAUACUCAGUGUUUCAAUUAAUGGAGAAAAGAUGGAUCCUAUGAAGUAUCAGUGUCUGGUUUUCAAGAACAAAAUCAUCGUAGGAUCCUAUUCUACCAACGAUCUGAAAAUACUUUUCUUGCCUUCUCAUUCGGGGAUCUUUCAGUGUAUUCUCAAUGUUUCAUCUUGGCCGGUUGCUGCAGAUGCAGAGACAAUUGUUCAGUCAGAAGCUUUGGCAAGUAGAGUAGUUCUGACAGCAGUCGCUGAAAAUCCUCAUUUAGAAGUGGAACCAGGAAAAGGAGAUUGUCUGGACUUUGGUGACUUAACUUAUGGCAGUUGGAAGGCUCUUCCCCUAAAACUUAUCAACAAAACUCAUGCUUUUGUGCCAAUUAGACUUAUUAUUAAUGCAAAUGCAGUAGCUUGGCGGUGCUUCACCUUUUCCAAGGAACCUGUUAAUCCUUCUGAUGAACAAAUGGAUGCAGUUUCUCAGACAACAGCUCCAUCAGUUGUAAAUCAUGUAAUACAUGCAAGCUAUGAUGGGCAAGAUCCUGAAGCUUUGACAGUUUGGGUUCUGUUCCAUGCACCUAAGAAACAAAUUUCUUGUUCAGAUCCCUUGGGUCCAGCGGAUGAGUUCCUGGCAAGAGUGGAUGUGGAAGUGGACAGUCCAGGACCUACCACUGUCAUUACAAGUGUUUCUCUCCGAGCAAGAGCUGGAACAGCAAGGAUACAUGCUCCAAAGGAUUUACAGAAAAUACAUCUGUCUACUAGUGUGGGUUCAACAGCCAAACAGCAGCUGCCACUGAAAAAUGCUGGAAACGUUAGUGUAUAUUUGAAAGUUAAGACAUCAGAUCAGGACAGCUGCUUUGCUGUUGAACCCGAGGGCCUUUUCCUUUUUCCUGGAGAAGAACAAGCAGUGACUGUCCUGUUUUUUCCAAAAAACGUAAUAACUACAGAAAGUACUUUGAAAAUCCUUGUGCUGCCAUCUGGGCCUCAGUAUGAUGUGGUGAUAAAAGGUGAGGUGGAGUCUGAGAAAAAUAGACCUGUGUCUACAGCUACUGGGUGCUCAGACAUUCCACCCAUUCUCUCCAACAAACAAUUCAUUGCCUGGGGAGCAGUAUCACUUGGAUCAUCAGUACAGAAGAAGUUAACUCUAAGAAAUGACUCUCCAUCUGUGACCCAGCAUUUAAGACUGUUAAUAAGAGGCCAGGAUCAAGACUGCUUUCAGCUGCAAAGUAUAUUUGGGUCAGAAGAACGCUUCACUAGUCAUUGGGAACUCAAAAUCCGUCCCAAAGAAGAUACUAACAUAUACUUGAUGUUUACACCUACUCGAGUAACUUGCUGCUUUGCAAAGCUGGAAAUCAAACAGCUGGGCAUUCGAUCACAGCCAGGAAUUAAGUUUACUAUACCACUGUCUGGAUAUGGAGGAACAAGCAAUAUAAUUUUAGAAAAUGUUAAGAAGUUGUCACAUAGUUACAUGGUUACACUGGAUGGAUUACUGUCGGCAAGAUUGCGGAAAGCUUCCUUCCAUGUAAGAAACACGGGUUCUCGGGCUGCCUAUGUUAGAGCACUGUGCUUGGCAAAUGUACAGACCAAAACAGUGAUGGAUCCUCAAGUAGUGAUUGUAUCUCCAGACAAGUUUGUACUAAGAGAAGGAACACAUGAAGUGGUUACUGUAACAUGGAAUCCAAAGGAAACAUUCCAUACAACAAACAUGCUGGUAUCAACAGUAUUUUUUUUUUGUGGAGAUGAAGUUUCUAGGCAGCAGUAUCGCAGAGCUGUGAGGUAUAAACCUGAGAUAGAAAAACACAUAAUUCCAGAAAACAGCUUAUUAAGAAACAUUGUAUUUGAUGAAGAAUUUAAAGGGGAGCAGCUUGUGACAGAAGUAUGUGGUAUCCCACGGGAGACAAAUGAUAUCUGUCUUUUCUAUGCAAAUAUGCAAAAGGUUAUCCUUUCUGUGGUUGGAUAUUCCACUUAUGAUCAGCACUCUCCUGGAUGUCAUUUGGAAUUGGACAGGUUUGAGAACGUUGUCAGACAUACCAAUGCAACUCUGGAUGUUCUUCCUGUUAAGGGACCUCAGGGUCCUUCAGUAUCUGUAAAAACUAAUGAUCUGGUUCGGAAUAAAUCAGACACUCAACAGACUUGGGCUGUUAAACCUGACUGUUUGACUUUGACGUGUCCUUCUAUUGGUGGAACAGCGGAUACUAGACAUGUGCAAGUUGUCAACAAUUCCAACAGAACGUUGACAUUUGAGCUUUCCUGGCCAGCUCACUGCCUUACUAUAACCCCACAACAUGGAGUUGUUGAACCAGAGAGCAGUGCACUAAUUCUGGUGAGUCCUAAUCCUGCACUUGCCACAAAGCCUUCAUUAGUUCCUUGGAGUGGCCUAGUCUAUAUCCAUAGUGGUAAUGGACUAAAGUUUGUUAAAGUGCAUAUUCAAGAGGCAGCCACACACAGAGUGUCUGGAACAGACUUUCCAUGUAGAAGAUGUGAUAUAUUUACUCCACAGUCAGAAAAUCCUACUGUUCAUGUGGAAAAGCCUCUCUCCAGGCUCCCUCUAACAAAAAUGGAGAUAAAGAACAGAAACAUUGUUUUUCCUAAAACAAGACCUGGCCAAAGCUCAGAGAGCUACCUGGAAAUGGAGAAUAAAGGGGAUGAAAAUGUGAAGUGGAAUUUGUCAUCUUUUGCACCACCUUAUGUUAAAGAUGUGGAUGGAAGUGGUAGUGUUUUUAGGGUUACUUACUCUGCUUUCAACUGUUCCCGUGUUUCUGGUACUCUUGAAGCUCAUGGACAAGAGAAGGUUGCUGUAAUCUUUUUACCUAGAGAUAAAGGGGAUUACUCCCAGUUCUGGGACCUUGAGUGCCACCCAGUUGAAAAGCCUAGUUGGAAACAUAAAUUAAAAUUUCAGCUUUCUGGGACAGGUGCUAAACCAGAAAGUGCAACUCCAGUUGUGGAAGCUUCUGCAAGUGCCCUUACAAAAACUGAGUUGCCAGUUAUACCAGAAAAGAAGGUUUACUCUGAAGGACGCACAAGAAUAGGACAAAAGGAGAUAAUUCAAGGGGUAUAUGCACCACAAGACCUCUACGUUUUUCCUCCAGCAAGAGUUGGGGAAACAUGUACAUUAAAGGUCAACUUACGGAAUAAUUCGCUUAAAACACAUGUGCUGGAAUUUUUAAGUCCCAGAGAGCCUUUCUACAUCAAGCACUUGAAAUACUCUCUAAGAUCCCAUCAUUACAUCAAUGUGCCAGUCCAGUUCAAGCCAAAGGCAGAAGGAAUAUUUGAAGAUCUCUUCGUUGUGCUGACAAUGGAAUAUGGCCCAGUUAAUAUUCGGCUACGUGGUAAAGCUAUUCCAAAAAAAUAGUCAGAAGAAUUUUAUGAGUGUUUAUAAGAAUUUAUAACAGUUUAUACCACUUAAGAUAUUCAAAGGUUUGCUACUAUAUUUCUGUACUAAUGUCUUACUUGUUUUGCCCUGUGAUGCUGCUUUGAUGGAAAGAAUUCUGUAAGAUAAAUGAUGGUGCUUGUCUUACAAAUCUGUUUUCAUAGUAAAAACAUUGAGAAAUAACAUUGUAUGUUUUAAAGUUAUAAUUUUCUAAUUUAUGUUUCUGCACUUUUGAUGAAAAUGGAAGUUUUCUAUUUUUGCAUUUAUUGGGAAUAGCUAGAUACUGAUAUAUUUUAUUUUAAGCAUUGUAAAUACA
This is a messenger RNA of Corapipo altera (White-ruffed manakin), 8022 nucleotides long. RefSeq names its product centrosomal protein 192 (gene CEP192). Gene Ontology annotation, cellular component: cytoplasm; pericentriolar material; centriole. The transcript has 44 exons. The record is from RefSeq and is a predicted model, not a curated record. Bases 114 to 7688 code for a protein of 2524 amino acids. Gene Ontology annotation, biological process: protein localization to centrosome; centrosome-templated microtubule nucleation; mitotic spindle assembly. Lineage: Eukaryota; Metazoa; Chordata; Aves; Passeriformes; Pipridae. Gene Ontology annotation, molecular function: protein kinase binding.